AUGCACAAACUGAAACUCUGGAAAGUUAAUGUCAAGAAAAAAGAGAUCAAAGAAAAAAAUAUUUCUACCGAAGAAGACAUUGUACAAGAACUUGAUGGAAAAGAAAUGGAAUUUCAAGAAUUGUUUGAAGAAUAUUUUCAAGAUGAAUUAAAUAAUAAAAAUUUUAUAGUGACUAACAUCCACAUUAUUGCCAUCAUCCCUGUUACUGCCCUCAUUUCUACUACUGGCAAAAGGAAGACGGAAGAGUUUAACUUAGGCGAAGAAAAUAUAAGUCAAAACUUGAAAAAAGAAAGACUAACAGGUUUUGCUUCCAGAUCUACUCCCGAAUCUAUAGUGGAAUAUUUAUUGAAACAAAAGGGACUUAAGGAUGAUUUCAGUAAACCACAUAAACUUUGCGCUAAUUUAAAUAAGCUUGAAAGAAAAGGCCAAGAAGAGUCAUUUUAUGAGGCAUAUAAAUAUAUUUUGGACCAGUAUUUUAAAGUUCAACUCGCAAGAGAUAAUAAAUUGGAUUUAAACGAUAGAAUAUUCUAUCCUCUUUUCGCACUUCAAUUUGCAUCAGGAGGAGGAAAGUCUUAUUUUCUUGAUGAGUUUGCCUCUUUAAAAAAUGAAGAUCUUGAUUCUUUUAAAUAA
Molecule: messenger RNA, 630 nt
Organism: Rhizophagus irregularis DAOM 181602=DAOM 197198
Lineage: Eukaryota; Fungi; Glomeromycota; Glomeromycetes; Glomerales; Glomeraceae
Source: RefSeq, a predicted model, not a curated record